AUGAUUCAGAGAUUGGUCACCAAUCAGCAGCACCUGGCUGGGCAGCUAUACAGGGAGCCUCAGCACCAGCCUCCCCCUCGCACAGAGUCUAGAGUUAGAGAGUUUCGAUAUAUGCAGCCUCCUUCCUUUUCUGGUGCUGAGGGACCUUUAGCAGCAAAGGAGUUCCUCAAGGUCACUAAGACUAUUCUCACGGUGACCCGCAUUGCCCAUGCUGAGUGGAUGGACCUCAUGGAUAUUCAGCUCACCGAUACCGCUCGAAUAUGGUGGGCAGCUGAGAAGACUCAUCUGGAAAGGCCCAUCCUGUGGGAGACGUUCACCGAGCGCUUCAAUAGGAAAUAUUUUACUCAGUUAUCUCGGGAUGAACUCCUACGUAGAUUUGUUGAGCUUAAACAAGGAGGGCGAACAGUUGAUGAGUACGAGGCUGAGUUUUCUUCUUUGAGCCGAUAUGCUCCCCACUUGGUUACAGACCCUACGAUUAGGAGGCAUCAGUUUUAG
Messenger RNA from Asparagus officinalis (garden asparagus), 495 nucleotides. RefSeq lists its product as uncharacterized. Lineage: Eukaryota; Viridiplantae; Streptophyta; Magnoliopsida; Asparagales; Asparagaceae. The record is from RefSeq and is a predicted model, not a curated record. Bases 1 to 495 code for a protein of 164 amino acids. The transcript has a single exon.